UUCGACAGUUCCACAAGAGUUUUCAAAGAUUUCAACAUGAGGUUCCUCGCAACUUUCGUCACUCUCGUCGCAGUGGCACUUGCUGCACCCCAAGGCUUCGAAUUCCCAUCAGAUCCGCAGCCAAAGCCUGGAUUUGCCCCAGCCUGGGGCGGUUUUCUCAACCGAAUAGUAGAGGGUUUGCAACUUCCCCAAUUAGCCCAGCAAAUUGAAUCUCUCCUCAACAGCAUCGAGACCCUCCUCCCUAAACUGGAAAGUUCUCAACUUGAUAAAACACCUGCCGGAGGUCUUGUUGCUAGUCUUCUGCUCCAGGUGAGGGCAAUCCUCGUCAACACCCUGGCUCGACUCGAGAAAGCACCUAAUGCUAUUUUGAAUAGAGACCUCAUCAAUCAGCUGACAAGUAUCCUCGGGAGGGUUGAAUUGUUGUUGAAUGAUACUUUGGGGAGUGUCACUGGAUCCCUUCAGGGAGUCAUCUCAGGGGUUAUUGGAGAGAUCUCGGGGAUCAUCGAAGGUCCAGUUAUUCAACUCGUCCCAGAUCUCCUCACGAGGGUUCUUCAUCUGCUUCGAGUCGCUGUUGAGAAACUUGGCUGAAU
Molecule: messenger RNA, 590 nt
Organism: Diachasma alloeum
Lineage: Eukaryota; Metazoa; Arthropoda; Insecta; Hymenoptera; Braconidae
Exons: 2
Coding region: 37-588 (183 amino acids)
Source: RefSeq, a predicted model, not a curated record